AUGUGGCAAAGGGGUGCGGAUUUCAAGGGCGCUGCGGCCAACUGUGCUAUCUACUCACUCAUCUCCUGCCCUCCUUUUUCCUUGCUUCAUAUCCUUUUCUCUCCCCUGCCUGCAGGCACGCGCAUGUGGCGCCGAGGUGCAGACAGCAAGGGCGCAGUGGCCAACUUUGUCGAGACGGAGCAAGUGGUGACGGUGGAUGGCGGCGCUGUUGCAUCCUACGUGCAGAUCAGGGGCUCCAUCCCGGUGCUGUGGGAGCAGAUCGUCAACCUCACAUACAAGCCCAAGCUCCAAACCGUCGUCACAGCCGAGCAACCCUUUGAGGCGCCCUUGAGGCAGCAUCUUAGAGGGCUUAAGGAGAUCUACGGCCCUGUCAUUGCCGUUGACCUAGUCAACCAGGAUGGUGGGGAGAGCCGCAUUGGUUCAGCAUAUGCUGGAGCUGUGAACGCCAUCAAGGACUCUGACUUGCGCUACGUGCCGUUUGACUUCCACCACGAGUGCGGCGCCACCAAGUACCACCAGCUCUCUGUGCUGGACGACCAGAUCGGCAAGGACAUGGAGACCCAGGGAUUCUUCUUGCAAGGCAAGGAUGGGACGGUGCAGAAGCAGCAGCACGGCACAGUGCGCACCAACUGCGUUGACUGCCUUGACCGCACCAAUGUCACUCAGAGCUGGUUUGCGCGGCACGUAUUGGAGGAUGAGCUGAGGCAGAUGGGCCUGCUGGGGAAGGAUGAGCGCGUGGCAGAACACAGCGACUUUGAUGCCAAGUACAAGAUCAUGUGGGCGGACCAUGGGGUUGACAUCAGCACUCAAUACACGGGCACGCCAGCACUCAAGGGAGACUAUGUGCGGUACGGCAAGCGCAGCCCGGAGGGUUUCCUUCAGGAUGGGGUGAGCGCUGUGAUGCGCUACUUCUUUAACAACUACACUGACGGUGUGCGACAGGACGGGCUGGAUCUGGUGAUGGGCAACUACACAGUCAAGCAGGGCGCUCCAUCUCCGUUCACACGCACGGGCAUCGAGAGAUACACAAACCUGAGGGUGGCGCUCGUGGUGCUUGUGGCCUCCACGUACCUCUUCCUGCGAAACGUCAUCCCUUCCUCCUCCCCCUCCCCUAUAUCGCCAUCGCGGCCUCAGUUGUCAUUCCCUCCCUUUCCCAACCCUCAACUACCCCCAUUUUUCCUUUCCCCAUUCCCCUCCUUCCGUUGCAGCUUCCUCCUCCUCCCUAUCGCCAGUCAUAGCAGCCACCUCAGAUGUGGUCGCUGGCUCAGUGCUCUUCGCCCUUCUCCCAAUCCCCUCAAACAAACCCCUCCCUCUCCUUCCUGCCCCUCAAUCCCCCAUCUGCUCCCCAUCUCCCUCCCCCCUCUCCUGCAGCCUCCUCCUCCUCCCCCCUGUCGCCAGUCAUCGCAGCCACCUCAGCUGUGGUCGCAGGCUCGGUGGUACAUGCUGUGGGCCCAGGUGGUGCAUGCUGUGGGCCCAGGUGGUGCAUGCUGUGGGCCCAGGUGGUGCAUGCUGUGGGCCCAGGUGGUGCAUGCUGUGGGCCCAGGUGGUGCAUGCUGUGGGCCCAGGUGGUGCAUGCUGUGGGCCCAGGUGGUGCAUGCUGUGGGCCCAGGUGGUGCAUGCUGUGGGCCCAGGUGGUGCAUGCUGUGGGCCCAUGUUCAUGCUUCAUCCGCUGCCCCUUCCCCUAUGUUCCAUCCCUGUCAUGCUUCUUUCCCCGUGCCAAUUGGUGCACGCCAUACAGACCAUGCUGUGUGCACACUCCCUUGCAUCCGCCCACUCGUCCCCGCCUGCACUGCUUGUCACCCCGCCCACUGCGACACCCUCGCAUGA
Messenger RNA from Closterium sp. Naga37s-1, 1827 nucleotides. NCBI's taxonomy places the organism in Eukaryota, Viridiplantae, Streptophyta, Zygnematophyceae, Desmidiales, Closteriaceae. The record is from the annotation of a GenBank genome assembly.